Messenger RNA from Klebsormidium nitens, 2436 nucleotides. Lineage: Eukaryota; Viridiplantae; Streptophyta; Klebsormidiophyceae; Klebsormidiales; Klebsormidiaceae. The record is from the annotation of a GenBank genome assembly.
CGAGAAGGACGGACGUCCUGCUUCCGCAAUGGCGGCCGCUGAGCAGAUGCCUCUUCUGUACUUCGCAAAUUUGAGCAGCUCAGCCUUGAAAGUUGAAGCGGGAGCUUAAAACGUAGCCGGCACCAGAAGAGAUGCUCUCCUGGGCGCUAACCUGAGCUGGCGCAGCCCUGAGUGCGCAUGAAGCUGCUCGGAUUGGUUUGAAAAGCACACGCGCCUGACCCCAAGCAAGCAAGUGCAUGACAGCCCGCCAUCCUCACAACUACCACUAGGAGAACGAAGAUCUGAGGCUAAAAGAGAGGAGAACUGUCCAUCACUCCAAUGGAGCGGUUUGCUACCCCUCUGCCAUGCAUCUACUCGGAUGGAGAGCAAGAGCACGUCAGGGGUCAACUGGGUAUAUACUCGGCACUCACUUUCAAGCGGUUUCAGCAACUGAUGACACAGAAAACAGGCGUUCCCGCGGCUCAGCUGUCGGCCGUGCUGGCGUACAAGCGCAGCGUGGGCGGCGAGGAGCGGCGCCAGAAGCUCAACAUCAGCGAGGCCACCAACUUCGGCAUCGUCCUGCGGAUCCACGCCAAGGAGACCGACGCGCACUUCGUCAUCUCGCUCAAGCGCCCCAAGAAGGACCGCAAGGGCGCCGGCCGCAGACGUGCUGCUGACGUGGACGACGAAGACGACGUCAGGAGCGAGGACCCGGCUCAGGAGCCGUCCGAUGAAACGGAUCAGCGGCCUGCGAAACUCGAGUCGAAGGAGCCUCUGUCCCCGGUCUCGACAUUGCCUGCUUUUCCGGCUUUCCGUCCGCCCUCUCCGCAGUCCCCCGACCAGGAUGCUCCUGAGCCACGACAGAGUCCGCCAGCGGAAGUCAGCGGCGGAACAGUACCCCAGGAGACAUCUUCGAGCAACGGAACAGCGCAUAUGCCGAGGCCAGUGCUCCUGGAAAGGGUGACCGAUUUCGUUACUGAGCGCAGUACCCCAGCUACUCCUGCAAAGGUUUCUCGAAGCCCUGAAGAUUCUGAACCAUCCGGCAGCACAAGCAAGCCAGUGACCAUUCUUCAGAGGCCAUCUCCCCCCGUUGCUUCAACUUCCGCAGCCAAAGCAGACACCCCCACAACCAGCUAUUUCCCAGUUCAUUCUUCCAUCCACAAUAGAGCAGUGCACGGAAUUUCACCUUCCCCUCAAGAGCAAAGCGACCCACGCACUCAGUCGAGGCAGGUCCGGAUGCCGGAACAACGAGCUGCUGAUGAGGUCACGUUCUCGUCUUGGGGACGUCAGCAUCCGCGAGCACCAAGGCAGUCAGUUCAGUCAAGGGACGCCUUUCCCCACCCCUCAAACCACUCCGUCGAAGCCCGUCCGCACCCCUCGAAGUUCCAGGGACAGCCGCUCGGUUCGCCAGCACAUCCAGCACCGGAAGCACGACCAAUCUCAGCGAGCCACGUGGCAAAGCAAGCUCAUUUCGACGGCGCGCGCAGUCCGCAUCUGCCCCCACGAAGCCCCCCACCGAAGCCCCCCCAGAUCGUCUCAGCGUCCAUGUUUGCGUCAGCAGUCAACGCGGCCGCGGAGGCGCUCGCGCCCAGGCGAGUACAGCACCCGGAGAGACACGUGGCAGGCAGGGCCCCAGGACACGUGGCAGUCGGCGGCCCCGCGUUGGCCGACGCUCGUCAGAGGCGGGAGCUGACGCCGCUCGAGAUGGCAGGGCUGCAGGGGGUUUUGAAGGACUUCGCGGCCGCGACCGGUCGGAGGGAGGGGUUUGCGGGGUUUCGGAAGACGUGCAAGUUCUGCGUGUUCUGUUUGGAGAGGCAGCGCGGGCCGGCCCCGUUUCACUGGUGCGUUGACGAUCGAAUCGUGUCUGGAUUUCGAGGCCCCUCUCCCGCCGGGCCGAUCGGACGACCCGUGAAAAGGCCGAUCGAAGCAGCCGCGUGAGAAAAAGAUGCGUUUCCGUCGUCCAGUGCGCCUUAGUCGUGGAUUGAUAGGUCAGACAACGUCAUUUGAGAGUCAAUAGGUGCCAGAUCGCGGCAUUGUGAGAUUACGUGUGUCCCAUGUGUAGCGCGAAGUGUAAGUUACAUGUCUAUAUGCAACACUUUACAGCUAGAGGCAAAGUUUGAAUAGGAAGCCGUUUUAAGCUUUACUGCCAGCGGUGUAACAAGGGCCAAAUGGCGGUCACGAGUCGAAUCGGGUGAAACGGUGCUAAAGUUUCGUUAGGGUGCUUUUUGUCAAAGAACGAUGUGUUAGGGAGCCAUUUCAUGUAAAACGGUGGACUCUGUAUGAAGAUAAUCACAAGCAACUGCGAUAAACAAUCAGCCGUGUCUUCAAUGAAACCGGACUUAAACUCGAAGCUUGCAAAGAAGCCUUUAGAUUGUCAUUGUCGCUGAGCUAGAUUGAGAAGCCUCGGGCCCAUUCUUAGUAGGCUGGCAGUGGUACAAGAUAUGAUGCUUGCCAACG